Cydia strobilella is the source of this 4534-nucleotide messenger RNA. RefSeq lists its product as uncharacterized. The coding region runs from base 806 to 3226 and encodes 806 amino acids. Gene Ontology annotation, cellular component: membrane. Lineage: Eukaryota; Metazoa; Arthropoda; Insecta; Lepidoptera; Tortricidae. Gene Ontology annotation, molecular function: monocarboxylic acid transmembrane transporter activity. Gene Ontology annotation, biological process: transmembrane transport. The transcript has 6 exons. The record is from RefSeq and is a predicted model, not a curated record.
CAGUUCUCCCGAAAUUCUCGCAACGUUCAAACGCUUUUCACUGUUAUAGUUGAAACAUGUAAAAUUCCACUGUAAUAAAGUUUUACAAUUACAAUUAGGUAUUCAAGUGAUAUUGCCAAGUAAACAAGCUUUAUCUGCGUGUGAUAACAGCAUUCGUGGUCCCGUCUCCCAGAGGAGCGAACGUGUAUUAAUACUUUUUAUUUACAUGUAGGUUUAUUUAAAUUUUCUAGUGGGAUAAAUAGUGAAAUUGUGAUGAAAAUGCGGCGAGGCGGUGCGAGGCGCGAUCGCGCCGCUAGAGGUUCAUGAACACGAACAGAUGUGUACCGAUUGCCUUCCACGACGCACGUGUUUGUGAGUUCUGUGUUGUGUGUGAACUGUAGCACUGACGUGAACCCGCUCUAAAGAUAUUAACCCUGCUUGUCGCCAAGUUGAAAUGUUGCACUUUUCGAAACUUUAAAGCUUCAUGUCAAUAAAGUUUCGACGGUUCAGGAGUAGAACGCGCGAAGAAAAAGAAAGUGACCAUUUCAAAAGUGUGAAAUCGAGGACUAGCCGGUCCUUGAUGAACCCGACAACUUACAAUCCUUGCGCCCUUACACUUUGUAUCUCCAAAAGGCCUUGUCGCUAUUCAGCUAGAGACCCAAGAUUAAGACAAUCUUCAAGAGAAAUCAGGAUUUGUUCGACGUAGAAAGUCUGUCCGGGUGUCAAACCCAAAUCCGGUAGAAAUCAACGUUCCUUAGAGGAGUGAAUUAGAGCACUGAAGUACGUACUUAGACCCGUACUUAAAACAAGCUCGCGUUAAAAACUAAUGGACUCGCAAAGAGCCCAGGCAAAUGGAAUUCCAGGGAAAGAGAAAGCAUUCAAGUAUGAACAAAAAGUACCGUCUGAAGAGGAGAAGACUACGUCUCCAUUGCUUUACAAAGCUGACAACAUUAAGUAUAUAGAUGCGGCGGAUGACGAGAAGUUAAACAAUGACGACAAACGUGAUAGAGAUUUAAAUACUGUCAAUUCUAUGAAAACGAAUCACGUUACAGAUAGUUUGGCUGUGUCCUAUACUAAGAAUGAAAAAGAUGAAGAUGCGGUUUCUACCAAUGAAGGAGUUAAGUUCAUGGGGUUGGGCGAUACGGACAGUAUUUGCUCAAGCAGGCCACCUGACGAGCAAGGCCCACAGAUACCUGACGGUGGUUGGGGAUGGGUAGUCGUAUUUGCGUCAUUCUUAAUCGCGACCGUCGCUGACGGUUUAGCCUUCUCGUAUGGAUUAAUCAACGAAAAGUGGGUGAAGCACUUUAACACAACCGAAGCCAAGGUUUCUCUGAUCGGAAGUUUGUUCAUAUCAGUCCCACUGAUAGCCGGACCUAUAAUGAGUGCCCUUGUAGAUCGAUAUGGAUGCAGGAAAAUGACUAUGUUAGGAGGCGUGGCCUCUACUAUUGGAUUUGUAGCUGCAGCAGUUAGUGACUCUGUGGGUGUUUUGUAUGUGACUUAUGGUCUCAUGGCCGGUCUAGGAAUGGGGCUCCUGUACGUCACCGCUGUUGUAUCCAUAGCAUAUUGGUUUGAGAAGCGAAGAAAUCUCGCCGUUGGACUUGGCUCCUGCGGCGUUGGGUUCGGAACAUUCGUCUACUCACCGUUGACAACGUUUUUGUUGGACUACUAUGGAUGGAGAGGAACACUCCUGAUAUUGGCUGGCACAGUACUUAAUGUGUGCGUAUGUGGUGCUAUCAUGAGAGACCCUGCUUGGUUGAUUGAGGAGCAGAAGAAAAAUAGGAAAUUAAGUAAAGCGAAAAGAGCAUCGAGUACAAUAUCGAUUUCUGCAAAAUCUGCAAAAUCAGGCGGUGGCGAGUCAGUAUAUCCUGGUGCAGAAGAGUUGAAAUCAUUGAUGAAGAGUGGGGAGACACCGGAAUAUAUACUAACAGCACUAGUAGCAUCAAUAGCGGAAGCGGAACAAGUGGAAGCGACGACCAAAAUGAAUGCGGAUCUCUCACAAGCCAACAAAGUUAGCUCUGUCAUAAACUUGCCUACAUUCUUACGACAGAGUGAGAAGGUUCCAGUAGAAGUUCUAGAUCAACUAUCAACGAAUAAACGUCUGUACAAUAUUAUACUACAAAACUAUCCAUCACUUCUCGCUUUAAGAAGCAACUCUGAGCAGAAACUUCCAAUCGAACCGGCCGCAGACGUUUCUAAAAACAAGCCAAUUAAAAUGUCAAUUAAACUGAAAUUAAAUAAAAAAGAGAAAAAGAAGGAAUUUGAGACAAAACUGGAUAUUGUAAGGGAGAAACUAUUACAACCUAUUCCAGAAAAUAAGCCAGCCAUUAUAGCUCCUAGAAAUGACCGCCUGGAUUGGUGGAACUUGAAGACAGAUAAUCACUACUUAAGAGGUAUCAGAGUACAUCGUAAUUCCAUUAUGCACAGAGGUGCUAUGAUGAACAUUGCGAAAUACAAGUUACGCGCGUCUUCAUGCCCUGAUAUCUAUAGAAAUUCAAUGUGGUCAAUAGAGGAACAAGAGACUGACGGCUCCUGGGGCAGGCGCUUAAUCGACGCAUUGAACAAAACCUUCGACUUCAACAUGUUUACCGAGUUCCACUUCCUGAUGAUGAACAUAUCCACCCUGGUGCUGUUUAUCUGGUUCAUCGUGCCGCUGUUCUACCUGCCCGGCUUCAUGGAGGAGACUGGGUACUCCACAUAUCAAGGCCCGGUGAUGCUGUCAGUGUUCGGUGUAGCCAAUAUUAUUGGUAUUGCGGGCCUCGGCUGGAUGGGCGACUUACCAUGGGUAAACAUCACGAAAACCUACGCAAUAUGUCUCAUCUUCUGCGGAGUCUCCAUCAUCAUGUUCCCCGUCCUCAUACGAAUCAUGGACCCGUUGGCGCCUCACAGCUUCUACAUAAUAGCAGUGAACGUUGUGAUAUUCGGGCUGACAUUCUCGAGUUCCUACUCGUACACGCCGAGUAUUUUGGUCGAGCUGAUCGCCCUGGAGAGGUUUACUAUGGCGUAUGGGCUGGUGCUGCUGAGUCAGGGUUUGGGGCACCUUGUUGGACCACCUAUGGCUGGUGGGUUGAAAGACAAGACCGGGUAUUGGGACGCCGCAUUCUACGUGGCCGGCAUCUGGGUAAUCAUCUCCGGUAUUCUGGUCGGCGUAAUUCCUUACACCAAGAACUUCCGGAUUUGCGGCAACGCUCCGCUGGCCAAGGAUGUUGCUUCGGAACCUGAUCCAGGUGUUAGGAUCAUUGUGCAUUAAACGAAGUGAUGGAGCGUGCGCUUUGGAGGGCCUGCUAUCUUGUGACUUGAACAGAAAACUUAAAUUGGUCAACUUGUCAUGCGAAACAGGUGGAUAGCACAGCAGCAGCUCACGCACGUUCCUUCUAAUAGAAAUCUUGUGGCCUAAAUAGAAAACUUAAACAUGAUAUUUUGCACUUUUCUCCAAGUGAAUUCAUGCGCUGCCUACAGUACACGUACGCCCCCUAUACUUAGCAUGCGAUUUUAGAUAAUUGCCGGCUAAGUAGGUGCAACGGAUUAAAAAGAUCUAUAAAAAGCCGCAAUGUAUCGCAAAUUGCAUGCGAUUAUCGGUGACAUUUUCAGAGGCCGAAAAUGAGGUUAGAGAGUUGUACCUAGAGUAAUUUAAAUUUGAAGUGACGAGUGUGCCUUAGAAUUGUAUGCCAUCGGAGUUAUUUAUGAUGAUCUACAUACUUUUGUAUGUUAUAAAUUAUAAUAAUAGAUAUCAUUUUUACUUUAUUAAAAUUUAAACACUCCGUGAUUUUAGUUACUACCUAGAUAACGUUUGGUAUUGUGUCUAUUAUUUUAGAGAUAUAGAUAAGGAACUUUAAGGAAUCAUGAUCAUAUUUAAAAUUCAGUUUCUGAUUGAAUGCUUGAUGAUGUCUGUGUGCUUGUCAUUGUUUUAAAUUUGGCAAGUACAAUUAUAUACCUAAUUAUACUCUGGCAAACACACUAUUUCAGUAGAAAAAGGCGCGAAAUUCUAAUUUCCUAUGGGAGGAUAACCCUUGUUUUUUUUUUAUUUGUCGCCUUUUUCUACUUACGGAAAUGGCUUGCCAAACUAUUAUUAAGUUUCGUAUUAGAUACAUAGUUUAAAAUGAUGUUUGUGAAAUAGAGCGAUUCAUGCCUUUAUUCAUUGAACCUGGGCACAGGUCAAAGGAUGAGUAUUUUCAUUGCAAUUUGACGUAUUAUUUGUGGUUUGUAUUUUUUUUUUUACUUUUUGUAGCAAUCAUUCUACACGUUACAUUAGACAGGUAAAGGUAACUUGAGAUUUUUGUAUGAAUGACUAUGAAUACGAGCUAAUGUUAGAUAGUUUCUUCAUAGCCGAUUGGUUUAUGUAUUUUAUUUAAUUGGAAUAUAUGUAAAACUUUCAAAUGUAAAAAAUUCCAAAAUGAACUUGCCAUUUCAAAACACCGACUUUGUAAACAAUGAAUUUACUUUUUUAUGAAAACAGUUUUUAAAGUAUUUUAGAUAAUAAGUUUGUUGACUCUACUUACAUAAUAUUUACAUUAGUUGUAUUUUGAUUAACAAUUUAUUACAGAAUUAAAGUUUGUCU